AUGCCAUCUAUCGAUCCUCCGGCGCAUAGGCGACGGUCUCACAACCCCGCCCACGGUCACGGUCACGAUGCCGUCACAUUCCCACCAGUAACCAGAGAACAUAUCCUCAACUGCUCCUAUGAUAUGUGGUUUCCAAAAUAUCGCACCUCCUGCCUACAAUCUAGAAUUAUCCCACUCACCCCCGACUUUGUCGACUACUUGCGCGAAGACGGUAUAAUACUGGCCGACGACGACGAAGAAGAGGGCGACGAGAUUGCGCAGUCAGAUGAGGAGUGGCACCAAACCACACCCCCAUCUAGACCCCCUCCACAAGAAGUCUACUCAGACGAAUCCGACGAAUCCGAAGAUGAGGGCCCGCCUCCCAUCCCACCGAACCGUCGCUUUCCCCAACUACACAAAACCAUAGCGGAAGCUAUCCAGGAGCUCGGCGGAAGUGUAGUCCCCAAGCUCAACUGGUCUGCUCCCAAGGAUGCGACCUGGAUCUCCCCCUUCAACACCCUCAAAUGCACCACUCCCAACGACAUCUACCUCCUCCUCAAGAGCUCCAGCUUCGUCAGCCAUGACCUCGAGCAUCCCUUUGACGGCUGCGUCCCCGUUACUGAGCCCCCGUCCUUCACACCAGUUCUGGUCCUUCGACCCCAUUUCCCCAUCCAACCGUCUCUCGAAUUCCGGUGUUUCGUCAAGCAGCGGACGCUGAUCGGAAUAUCGCAGCGCGACCUCAACCACUUUGAGUUUCUCGGGAAGCUCCAACCCGUCAUCAUCUCCCGAAUUCAAAAAUUCUUUUCAGAGAAGCUACAGACGACCUUUCCCGAUCCGUGCUUCGUCUUCGACGUGUAUAUCCCCGAGGAUUCCGACGUCCCAGACGGUCUGGGAAGGGUGAGGCUUAUGGACAUCAACCCGUGGGCACCUCGCACAGACACGCUCCUCUUCGGCUGGGGCGAACUUCUCGACAUGCGCGUGCCGAACCCGAUGCUGGGGUCGGUCACGCUGGAACAUCACGUUCCUGAAUCAAGCAGCGCCGGCGAGACUACCGACGAGGAUGACGCGGACGCAUUCGUGCCCGAGCUGCGUCUCAUCGAGAAGGACGACCCGGCAGCUUUCAACUUUAGCUCGUCGCAGUAUUCGGCGCAUAAGCUGCCGAAGGAAGUGGUUGAUGCGAGCAUGGGAGGCGAAGGCGGGCUCGCUGAGUUUGCGAAGAUGUGGAGGGAUGCGACGGGGAAUCAGGGAGGAGAUAUGUGGCAGCAACCGCGUAGGUAG
This is a messenger RNA of Scedosporium apiospermum, 1257 nucleotides long. RefSeq names its product Cell division cycle protein 123. NCBI's taxonomy places the organism in Eukaryota, Fungi, Ascomycota, Sordariomycetes, Microascales, Microascaceae. The record is from RefSeq and is a predicted model, not a curated record. The coding region runs from base 1 to 1257 and encodes 418 amino acids. Gene Ontology annotation, cellular component: cytoplasm. The transcript is spliced from 2 exons.